CCAGCUUGCUAUUUCUAUAUCUGAUCAUGCAUCUGUGCAUCAGUAAGAUUUGGGACACUGAGCUGGACAAGUCGAAAUGGAUGCACUUCUGAAAAUUGUCUUGUUGAUCAGUUUGUACUUAAUUGCUAUAAGCCUCCACAUGGGAUUGUGUGACGAUGUUCCUUCCGCCGAGGCAGACACAGUGGUAACUGAAAGUGAAGAGCACUACACCGCAUCCGAUGACUUCGACUAUUAGCAGUUACGAACACAAGCCAUAUUAAGCCUAAUCAUGAGUAAAUAAAUUGACAAUCUUUCAGCAGGGAAA
Molecule: messenger RNA, 304 nt
Organism: Drosophila sechellia
Lineage: Eukaryota; Metazoa; Arthropoda; Insecta; Diptera; Drosophilidae
Exons: 2
Coding region: 77-235 (52 amino acids)
Source: RefSeq, a predicted model, not a curated record